GAGAAUAACAGAAUCUCCACCAAGCUUGGUAUGCACUCGUUCUUUCCCCUCUCUCUCUUUCACAGUUUGGUUUUUGUCGCAGUGUGAGAGAAAGCGUUGAAGCUUUUCUUCUUCCUCUACCCUUCUUCUCUUCUUCAAUUUCACUGUUCCUUUCUUCGCUUUUCCUUCAAUCAUUCCAAUCAUCCCUUUACUCGCAACCUUUUCUGACCAAAAAAAUUUCUGGGUUUCAUCUAUUUUUCGUUGGAAACAAUCGGAAACUGGUAAAAAAACGAUUUUGUUAUCUGGGUAUUGUUCAUCAUCGUCUAGUACUUUCCUCUGUGGCCAAACGGAGGAGAAAAUAGUUGGAAAAUGCUGGGGACUGCACUGCAGUUUGGUGGUGUUCGUGGUGGUGAUGAUCGGUUCUAUAUUCCGGUGAAGGCAAGGAAGAAUCAGAAUCAGCGUAAACAAGCUCAGAAAGCUGAAAGUGGUGGUGAUUCAACACCCAAGAGUAAACUUGUUGCUGCUGAAAAUGAGAGUCCUGAAACUCUUUGUCCAUCUGUGGAGUCUAUUAGUAAUAUUGAUAGGUUCUUGGAGUCAACAACGCCUUUUGUUCCGGCUCAGUAUUUCUCCAAGACAACUAUGAGAGGUUGGAAGACUUGUGAUGUAGAGUAUCAGUCUUACUUCUCCUUGAAUGAUCUGUGGGAAUCGUUUAAGGAGUGGAGUGCAUAUGGAGCAGGAGUGCCUUUGCUGCUUGAUCAAGGAGAAUCUGUUGUUCAAUAUUAUGUUCCGUAUUUGUCAGCUAUUCAGCUAUAUGGUCAGUCUGCAGAGAAACCAAGUGCCAAGCCAAGGCACACCAGUGAAGAUAGUGAUGGUGAUUACUGCAAAGAUUCGUGUAGUGAAGGAAGCAGCGAUUAUGAAUAUGGUAAAAAGACUGAGCGUUUUAUGGCACAAAGAACUAGUAAAUAUUUGACAGGUGGUGCCUCUUUUCAAAUGCAUACACUGUCUAUACACGAUAAAAACAAUACAAUGCAAGAGGGCUUUUCUAGUGAUGACAGUGAAACUGGGAACCCUCAAGAUCUGCUUUUUGAGUAUUUGGAACAAGAUCCUCCUUACAGCCGUGAACCCUUGACUGACAAGAUACUAGAUCUUGCACGCCACUAUCCCGCCCUCAAGUCACUGAGAAGUUGUGAUUUAUUGCCAAACAGUUGGAUGUCUGUUGCAUGGUAUCCUAUAUAUAGAAUACCCACAGGGGCAACAUUAAAAGAUUUAGAUGCCUGCUUUCUAACAUACCAUACACUCCAUUCACCAUUGACGGGAAGUGGUGGUGCUCAUGCUCCAGUACUGGUUUAUCCCAGUGAGAUGGAUGGUGUCCCAAAGAUAUCCAUACCUACUUUUGCAAUGGCUUCCUAUAAGUUAAAGGGAUCUAUUUGGAUGAAGAAAGGAGCUUGUGAGAUUCAAGUGAUGAAUUCCCUCUUGCAGGCUGCAGAUAACUGGUUAAGGCUAGUUCAGGUGAAUCACCCUGAUUAUCAGUUCUUUACAUCACAUGGCACAUACCACAGAUGAAGUGAAUGAAAUGACACGUCUUUCCCUUCUCUCGGCCAAAACUAAGCCUUAAUUUCUGUGUUAAUUGCUUGGUGCAAACUUGAUAAAACAAAGUUUGGAGAUUGUGAUGGCAUAGGGGAUGCCUCAUGCCUGAUUGUGGGGUUCUUGUUAUAUGUUUAAGCAGCACAAAAGAUGAAGCUGAAAUCAACUUCCCUAAAGUGAAAAUGAAAAAGGGAAAAAAGAGUAGCUUUAUUUGGGUGGAAAAGUAUCAGGUAAGUGGAAUGCCUUAUUGUGAAAAGGCAGUAAAACUAAAUAUAAAACAAAAGAGGGUAUGCAAAGAGGUUUACAGGGAGGAUGUGUGGGAUUAAGGCCUGAGUGUACAAGCCUUUUUUAAUUCAAUAAUGGUUGAGAUCCCUUUAACUUUUAGACAUGAA
Lotus japonicus is the source of this 1955-nucleotide messenger RNA. RefSeq lists its product as uncharacterized. The record is from RefSeq and is a predicted model, not a curated record. The coding region runs from base 349 to 1542 and encodes 397 amino acids. The transcript has 6 exons. NCBI's taxonomy places the organism in Eukaryota, Viridiplantae, Streptophyta, Magnoliopsida, Fabales, Fabaceae.